AUGACAAAUCCUUACCAAAAAAAUCACAAUCAAAUCAAGCAAAAAAUGAAAUCGGAAGGAAAAAUCGUUUGCCAUCGGCUUUUUGGACUACAUUCGAGAGCUUUUUAUUCAUCUCGACCUUUUUAUGAUGUUAUCGUGGUUGGUGGUGGACAUGCAGGAGCAGAAGCAGCUUGGGCUGCUUCAAAUAUGUCCGCUAACACGUUACUUUUGACGCAAAAACUGUCCACCAUUGGAGAGAUGUCCUGUAACCCCGCGUUCGGUGGGAUAGGUAAAGGUCAUCUUCUUCGUGAGAUUGACGCUCUUGACGGUAUCUGUCCAAGAAUCUGUGACAUCUCUGGGAUGCACUAUAAGUUACUUAAUCGACGUAAAGGUCCAGCAGUUUGGGGUCCAAGAGCUCAAAUAGAUAGAGAGCUUUACAAGAAGAAUCUUCAACGUGCCAUCUUUAAUAAACCUCAUCUAUCGGUGAAAGCGGCUUCAAUUGAAGAUUUAAUUGUUGAACCUCAAGGCGAUGGUUACACUUGUAAAGGAGUUAUAACAUCUACUGGAGAGCGAAUUGAAAGCUCAUCGGUUAUCAUUACAACGGGUACUUUUCUUCGAGGAAUGAUCUUGUUGGGCUUGGAACGAUUUCCUGCUGGACGAAUGGGCGACAAGCCAUCAAUUGGUUUAUCUAAAACAUUAGAACGAAUGAAUAUCAAAUUGGGUCGAUUGAAAACUGGAACUCCACCAAGAAUAGAUGGUCGAACAAUUGAUUAUUCUUCUUUAGAAUGUUCUAAAGGUGACGAUCCUCCGAAUCCAUUUUCUUUCCUCAACAAGAGCGUUUGGUUACCAGCCGCUGAUCAGAAACCGACCUUUUUAACUUAUACCAGUCCGGAAACAGCGAAAAUAGUUCAAGAUAAUAUUCACCUUUCAAGGCAUAUCCAUGAAGAAAUUGUCGGUGUCCGUUAUUGUGCAUCGAUCGAGGCCAAAGUUUUAAAAUAUCCGAAAAACAAUCAUCAAGUUUGGUUGGAACCAGAAGGUUUUAACUGUGAUACCGUCUAUCCAAAUGGCCUGGCCAAUGGAUUACCAUUCGAAGUUCAAGUUAAAGUGAUCAACUCAAUUCCCGGUCUAGAAAAAGCUAAAGUUACCCGACCUGGUUAUUCAAUACAAUACGAUCACAUUGAUCCACGACAAUUAAAACCUUCCCUUGAAUUGAAAAAAGUCUCCGGUCUUUUCCUUGCUGGACAAAUUAACGGUACAACGGGCUACGAAGAAGCGGCCUCACAAGGAAUCAUCGCCGGUAUCAAUGCAGCUUCAAAAUCUCAAUCAAAAGAGGCAUUAAUUGUUCCCCGUUCAAUUAGUUAUAUCGGCGUUUUGAUCGAUGACCUGACAACCGUCGGAGUAAUUGAACCUUACCGUAUGUUCACAGCUCGGGCACAAUUUAGACUCUACAUGAGACCAGAUAAUGCUGAUUUACGUUUAACUCAAUUAGGUUAUCAACAAGGUUGCGUUUCCCAAAAACGUUACGAUGUUUAUUGUCAAACUAAAUCAGAUCUCGAUUAUUAUAAAGGAGAAUUAGCUAAUUAUAAAAAAGAUACAAGUGAAUGGACUGAAUUGUUAAAAGACAAUUUAACUACAGCAAUAAGAGGGAACAAGAGAAGUGCUCGUGAUUUAAUGAGAAUCGCUGAAAUUCAAGAUAAUCUUAUUGGUCUAUUGAGGAAAGAACAAGUUAAUCUACCAGAUGAUAGAAUAUUAUUGGAACGAAUCAGAAUCGAAGCUCAAUAUGAGAAAUUGGUUGAGAGGGAGAAAAUACAAAUCUAUGAUUUACAGAAAGAAGAGCAAUUAAUUAUCCCAGAAGAUUUUAAUUACUUUGACAAUCGACUUCCAUUACCUAAUGAGUCUCGUGAAUUAUUAUCUAAACAAAGACCAACAUCGAUUUCAAGUGCCUCAAGGAUACCAGGAGUAAGAUUUUCAGCAAUCACAGCGUUAAUUUAUAUGAUUAAGAGACAAGAAUUGGAAAAUUUGACUCAAUCCCAACUCAACAAUCAAAUCAACAGCAAUCAACAACAACAACAACAUCAUCAUCAUCAUUUCAUAGUAAUUUGUGGUAAACGAAAUUCAAAUCAGAAAUCGAUAAUUAAUCACAUGUUAAAUCACAAUGGCCUUAAACGAUCCCGUAAAUAUCCCUCCCAAUGCUUGACCCGAUCUUCGUCCUCCUCAUCGAUAUCAUCGUCCUCGAAUAUAACCCGAAAGGACCGAAGGAAACAAAGUAAACCCAAACGGGCUUCAAUUGACCCCAACGAAGUUGAACUUUGUGUUUCCUAAACAAUUAAAUUUGAAAGAGAAACAAAUUCUAAAUUAACUCACUCAUCAUGAUCAUCAUAAUUAAUUAACUAAUAUCCUUAAUUGCCAAAUUGUUUCUAAUCUAUUAGCUCUAAUCAACACUCAUAUUUAUAUGUAAUAAUUAAAACCAAGUGUAAUUAAGUGUGGGUGUUAAUGUUAAAUAUUAUAUUAUAUUGAUUAAAUAAAAUAGUACCGUUGGAAAAUCAA
This is a messenger RNA of Panonychus citri (citrus red mite), 2526 nucleotides long. RefSeq names its product protein MTO1 homolog, mitochondrial-like. The transcript is spliced from 8 exons. Bases 1 to 2301 code for a protein of 766 amino acids. Gene Ontology annotation, molecular function: flavin adenine dinucleotide binding. NCBI's taxonomy places the organism in Eukaryota, Metazoa, Arthropoda, Arachnida, Trombidiformes, Tetranychidae. Gene Ontology annotation, cellular component: cytosol. The record is from RefSeq and is a predicted model, not a curated record. Gene Ontology annotation, biological process: tRNA wobble uridine modification; tRNA methylation.